AUCACGCCGGCGAACUGGGUUGGGCGUUCACCUUAAUCAUAGUUUCAAUCAUAUCAGCUCUUAUAGGUGCUAUUGUAAUGGUCAUAGUUCUAAGGUGUAGAAGAAUAAAAUCAGCGAACGGUAAUGCUGGUCGCACACAACCGUGGUGGUGUCGUAACAAUCGCAAUGGCGGCUCGAAUGGUCGUUCCACACUCUCCAUCAAACAUCAAGCCGACAGCAUAAGAAGACGUCCGAAUAGUAACUCUGGUGUUUGGUCAUGGAGUCGCCGUUCGUCGGCUAGUCCAGAUCAAAUUGGACCACCGUCAUCGUCGCCAGCCGAAAAUCAUUACACACACAUGGACGAUGCAUAUAGUCCAGUUAAUGAGGCAUUGUACGCUGAAUUGGAUCGCGAAUCGGUACGUUCGGCAAAUCCGUCAUAUCAAAAUACGGCCUACAGUCAGUGUGGUGAGAAAUACAAUUUCCAACAACACGAGCAAGACAUUCCGAUGGUGGUGUCAUCAGCGCCCAGCAGCGCCUAUUAUUCCGACCUCUCGGUGACCGCCAUGCCAGGCGGCGGCAAUGAGCGUGCCUACGAAAUAGUUGGCCUCACGGUCAUGUCACAACCACUGCCCAACUGGGAAGGCAGUAGCGGCGGCGGUGGGGUCAUGGGGGUAGGUGUUGGCGGUACAAUGGGCCCCCUCGGCAGCGGCGGACCAAACGAAGCCUCGCAACGGCGCAUACCACGCUUAGCGGCCAUCAAUGAGACAAGCACAAGCACCGUGGCGGCAACAGUGCCCUCAGACUAUGUAUGAGAUACGGAGGAUGAGCGGCAGUGCGAGGAGGGUGUAUAGCGGUUUUAAAAAGCAUUUUAAUGAAAUUGUUUUCAAAUAUGCACUUGACGAAGUGUAGCAUACUUUACGGGCGUUAGUUGUUAUGAACAAAUGGCAACGGUAGUUUGCUGGAGACGGAAAGCAGCAGAUAAAUGUAAAAAAAUCAUAUUUAGGGCAGUAAAAACGAAAGUGGGAAGUGGGAAUUCAACGAGCUUAUAUUUGUUAAUAAAUAAUUUAUUGUGAAUUAUUCAAAACUGUUGAAACAGUGAGAUUCUUGAAAGCAUAAAGCGCUAUUUAUGUAGAGUUAUAUUAGAUUAAACUAUUAUAUUAUAUAUGUAUACAUAGAAUGUAUCUUUGAGGUAAAAAUAAUGUUAAAGUGCUUACGAAUAUUUAUAGAAUUGCUAUAUUAUGGUAUGAAAUGGAAGGUGAAACAAUAAAACAAAGCAAAAAAAUAAUUAUUGUAAUUAUUCUAUUGUAAUUGAGUUAGUAUGUAAGUCUGUUAAGAGUUAACGAUUUAAUCGUUGGUGAUAUUUAGCCUAAAUAUUUAGUGUGGACACAUAGAUGUGCGAAUUGGCGUUAAAAUGCGACAAGUAAACUUUGUAUAUGAAAUGCGGUAUACGUUUAGAAAUAAAUACACACACACAUGCGUAUACAAAGAUGUUUUAGAAUUAGAGACAGCUAUCUAUGUAUACAAUGUAGAAGCAAGAAAAGAGAAAUUAC
Bactrocera latifrons is the source of this 1529-nucleotide messenger RNA. RefSeq lists its product as uncharacterized. Lineage: Eukaryota; Metazoa; Arthropoda; Insecta; Diptera; Tephritidae. The record is from RefSeq and is a predicted model, not a curated record.